Messenger RNA from Lates calcarifer (barramundi perch), 6984 nucleotides. Its product is annotated as neuropilin-1a. The record is from RefSeq and is a predicted model, not a curated record. Lineage: Eukaryota; Metazoa; Chordata; Actinopteri; Centropomidae. Gene Ontology annotation, biological process: axon guidance; angiogenesis; vascular endothelial growth factor signaling pathway. The coding region runs from base 513 to 3401 and encodes 962 amino acids. Gene Ontology annotation, cellular component: membrane. The transcript is spliced from 18 exons. Gene Ontology annotation, molecular function: vascular endothelial growth factor receptor activity; semaphorin receptor activity.
GUCGCUGCGAACAGAGAGAGAGAGAGAGAGAGGGAGAGAGAGAGGGGGAGGAGAAAGAGCUGAAAAUCAGGAGUAAAGAUCUGGAGAGCAGCGCUCCGAUGUUCUCCGCGGUUGGUUUUCACUGAAUACCGGCUAACUAGUGAUUUCUCUGUUCAUUUUCUAGUUGGAAGUACGUCUGUCGCUGCUGUUUGGUAUCAGAAGUGAGAGGUUUGAUGAAGAGGGCGCACCGCUGCCACUUUUGGCGAACGGAUUUUUCCUUUUUGAUUCUCCGUCUUUCUGCAUUUGGAUUAUUUUUUCUGUCCAGGAGAUGGCAAGUUGUUCCCUGACAGACGCAGGGAUCCGGUGCUGAAGCUCGCAGGAUGCUGGGGACCCGACCACAACCAGAUCUCUCACUUUGAGACAAUUUUCGUUUUUCUUUUUUUUUUAUUUUAUUUUAAACAACCAAUUGGACGUAAACCCCCUGGACGUUUUUCCGCCUUCCUGUGUUUUUCUUUUCUUUUUCCUUUUCCAGAAUGUCUGUGUUGUACAAUCUGACAAGGAUGCGUGGUGGAUUGCUAUUGUUCCUUUUCAUCCAAGUCAUCUUGGUUGCCUCGUUGACUCAGACUGAUAAAUGCGGGGGGAAUAUAGAGAUCGACAUCGCGGACUACCUGACCUCCCCGGGCUACCCCGGCGCCUACCCGCCCUCCCAGCAGUGCGUGUGGGUGAUAACCGCCCCUGAGCCCGGUCAGAAGAUCCUCAUCAACUUCAAUCCGCAUUUUGAUCUGGAGGACAGAGACUGCAAGUACGACUACGUGGAGGUUUACAACGGCGGGGACGAGCUCUCGCCCAUGUUGGGAAAGUUUUGCGGGAAGAUCGCGCCGUCUCCGAUCAUCUCCAGCGGCAGCCAGCUCCUCAUCAAGUUUGUCUCCGACUACGAGACCCACGGGGCAGGAUUCUCUGUUCGCUACGAGGUCUUCAAGACAGGUCCAGAAUGUUCCAGAAACUUCACGGCUCCCCGGGGCGUCAUCAAGACGCCAGGCUUCCCCGACAAGUACCCCAACAACCUGGACUGCACCUUCAUGAUUUUAGCCCCCAAGAUGUCAGAGAUUGUGGUGGAGUUCGACAGCUUCGACAUGGAGCCCGACACCACGCCGCCGCCGGGCGCCCUCUGCCGAUACGACUGGCUGGAGAUCUGGGACGGCUUCCCCGCAGUGGGUCCCCACAUUGGCAGAUACUGUGGCCAGACCUCCCCGGGCCGCGUGAUCUCAUACACCGGCAUCCUGUCCAUGACCAUCACCACUGACAACGCCAUUGCCAGAGAGGGAUUCUCCGCCAACUACACCAUCCGUGAGAGGAGCCUGCCCCCGGGACACGAAGAUGAGGAUUUUGCUUGCAUGGAGCCACUGGGUAUGGAGUCAGGGGAAAUUUCUUCAGACCAGAUCAGCGCCUCCUCCCAGUACAACUCCAACUGGUCUCCCGAACGCUCCCGCCUCAACUACCAGGAGAACGGGUGGACGCCCUCGGAUGACACCGUCAGGGAGUGGAUACAGGUGGACUUGGGAUUUCUCAGAUUCGUCACAGCCAUCGGGACUCAGGGAGCGAUCUCAAAAGAGACCAAGAAGCACUACUUUGUCCGCUCAUACAAGGUGGACCUGAGCUCCAACGGAGAGGACUGGGUCACCAUGAAGGAGGGCUCGAAGCAGAAGAUCUUUCAGGGGAACCACAACGCAGUGGACGAGUUUCGCGCCUUUCUUCCCAAACAGACUCUGGCUCGCUACAUCCGCAUCCGCCCCAUGUCCUGGGAGCAAGGCAUCUGCAUGCGCUUCGAGAUCUACGGCUGCAGAACGUCAGACUACCCAUGUUCGGGGAUGUUGGGGAUGGUGUCGGGUCAGAUCUCAGAUGCUCAGAUCAGCGCCUCGUCUUACGCCGACCGGGGCUGGGUGGCUGAGAACGCGCGCUUGUUGACGGGGAGGUCGGGCUGGACCGGGCAGCAAACCAAGCAGCCCUUCAGAAACGAGUGGCUGCAGGUGGAUCUGGGCCAGGAGAAGAUGGUGAGCGGUGUGGUGAUCCAGGGAGGGAAACACCGCGACAGGAACGUCUUCAUGAAGAGGUUUAAAGUGGGCCACAGUCUGGACGGAGAAGAGUGGACCAUUGUCAAGGAGGACAACACCACCAGGCCAAAGAUAUUCAUCGGGAACCAGAACCACGACACCCCGGAGCUGAGGUCCACGGGUCCCCUCCUCACCCGCUUUGUCAGGAUCUACCCGGAGAGAGCCACCACCGAGGGCGUGGGCCUGCGACUGGAGCUGCUGGGCUGCGAACUGGACGACAUUACAACCACAGCACCUCCCACCACGCCCGUCGCCUCUACGCUUCCCAUGACCACGUUUGGCGCAACCACCACUGCACCCAUCACCGUACCGGGCACGGGCCUGGCUACAGACUGCGAGGAGGGACAGCAGGACUGCGGCGGCGGCGUCGAGACCGAGGCGCCCUACGACUACGACGUGGCCACAGCAGGAGGUGCAGCAUCAGCUGACCCUGUCUUGGACUUGGACAUGCCAGCGUACGUGUGGUUCGCCUGUAACUUUGAGUUCUCCUCGCUCUGCGGCUGGACUGGGGAGGCCGGCACGGGGGCCGAGUGGCUCAUCCAGACCAACGAGGCCUCCGCCGUCCACAGAGGACCGACCCACGACCACACAGGCAGACAAGGGAACUUCAUCUACAUGCAGCUGAUGGACACGGAGGCGCCUGGUAAAAUGGGUGAAGGCGAGGACGAGGAGGACAAGGUGGCAAGGUUGGCCAGUCUGCCCAUCACGGCACCGGACGCCGACCUGUGCAUGUCCUUCUGGUAUCACAUGUUCGGAGAGCACGCGGGGUCGCUUCACAUCAAGCAGAGGAAGGAGGCGGAGGGGGGGCAGAUCCUGUGGACGAUCAGCGGCCACCAGGGCAACCGCUGGAGGGAGGGACGGGUUUUACUGCCGCACUCGAGCGCCUCGUAUCAGGUGGUGGUGGAGGGUGUUGCAGACAGACGCAGUUCAGGUCACAUAGCUGUAGACAACAUCCAGAUCAUCGAUGGACUCAGUGCAGAGGACUGCAAAGAUCCAGAGGCCCCUACGUCUCCACCGACUGAGAUCUUCAUCCUGCCGAUGGACUCGCUCUCACAGGAGACCAGCGAGCUCGGAGGCCCAGGCAACAUGCUGAAAACCCUGGACCCCAUCCUCAUCACCAUCAUCGCCAUGUCGGCGCUGGGCGUCUUCCUGGGCGCCAUCUGCGGCGUCGUGCUGUACUGCGCUUGCUCGCAGGGCAGCAUGACGGACAGGAACUUAUCCGCCCUGGAGAACUAUAACUUUGAGCUGGUGGACGGCGUGAAGCUAAAGAAGGACAAGAUGAACGGACAGACUAACUAUUCAGAGGCGUGAGGGGAAACGAGGGGCGGAGCUGUGUUCGCUCCGCAUAGACACAUGAUGCAGCCAAUCAAGAGGGAGGAGCACGGAGGAGCGGAGGGAGGGGGGCAGGGGGCUGAAGCCACCAAUGGGACGGCAGGGUGGGCUGAAAGUGAGCCGAUGUAAUUUUAUUUCUCAGGAGCGGCAGUGGAAGGGACUGACCUGUAGGGGGCACUGUGUAUAAAGAAUCUGUACAGCAAAAAAAAACAAAAACAAAAACAAAAAAAAAACAAAAAACAAAGAAAACUAAGGAUUCUAUUUGUUUUUUCGGCGUGCUUUGUUGAUUUCAUGUAAUCACAUGCUGGUGUUGAGACCAAUUCAUAAAAAAGUAUCGUUUGUGUAAUUUUACGGAAAGAUAAGAUUUGAUUUUUUUUUGUUUGUUUGUUUAUGUUGUCUUUCUUUCAGAUGUCAUAGUUUCACAGAAAGAGCUGAGUAUGUGAAAUUUGCUAUUCUGAUAUCUGGCUGUUCAGCUGGCCAUGUGUCCCUGUAAGUGUGUGUGCGUGAGCAUGUGUGUGUGUCAGAUUUAUCUGCAUUUAAUGUGUGUGUGUGUGUGAGUCCAGCUGUAGACGUGUGUGUGUGCGCGUGCACUACACUCAUGUUUAUCUGUAUACAUGAAGUGCAAGCAUGUUUCUGUGUGUGUGUGUGUGUGUGUGUGUGUGUGUCUGCCUGUGUGCUUGGUGGGUACCGUGGGUACCGCGGGUACCCGGCCCGUUGACCUGUGUCUAGUUCCAACAGUGCCUUUUAUUUCCCCUCCUCCAGAUUUUCUGUUGCCUUGUUUUCUGCUGGUUGUUUUCUCAUCGGCUGGCGUUCCGUCCAGGGUUCCUACACAAACACAAACACACGGGAAAAAGUCCAUAAAAUCAAUUUUGUAUUAUAAAUACAGCUACUUUUUUUUUUUUUGGUGUUGUCGUGUACUGUCAACUAACACAUGUGUUGGUGUAGAUCUGUAGAUCUUCUUGCCUUGAUGACGGUCAUACUGACACAGACUAAAAUGUUCAAAAUCCAACUUAACAUUUAGGUUUUUGGACACUUGAACAAAAAAAAAGCUAUGAAAUUUAAAAAUGGAAAAUGUGUAGGAGCCCUGAAUGCCUCGUUUUCAUGGCACAUGACACAUCCAACAUAUUGUACAUAGGUUUUAAUAUAUUUGAGCGCCCUUUUUUUUUUUUUUUUUAAUAGAAAAAGACACCAGUGCCGCAGUAUCCUUUCUAUGUUGGAAUCAAAAUCUCCCAAAUUCUUUUACAAAAUGUACAAAAAAUAUUGAUUUAAACAGACAGAGACACAAACCUGUUGUUUGUUAUUGAGAAAUGCCUCAUGGGAAGCGAGUGUACAGGGUAAAACGGACAACCUCAGUAUGGCUAAGACGCCUGGCAACGAGUCGAAGAUGGAUCAUCAGGACUGAAAUGUUUUCCUCACCGACACACGAAAUGACUGUUAAACCUUUAACCUGCAGUGUGUCCUGCAGAGGAGGCGUCAGAAGGACUUGAGGCGUCUCUCCUCUGGUCCAUCGGCUUGUUUUUUACUGAGCGGACAGGACUCUGUUGAAGGUUCUGAAUGCUGAUGUUUUUGCCGUGACAAUGCUGUGCUCUGUCGGUGUGUUAUCAGUGUCGACUAUCAGACUGAUCUUUAAUGGAGCAAAAUUAAGUUUAUCAGCCUCAACAGGUGACUAAUGAGUCACCAGGUGACUGAUUGCAGCAACACUGAUCGUACUUUACACAAUUCAUGCCUCAUAUGCACAUUCUCCUUCAGCUGCGGUGGCCUGGAAAUAACACAAACAGAAUAAAGUCACGUUUUUGUACCUGAGAUGACCUCACAGAGCAGAGACCCACAGAAACACCUGGUAAACUAUUGAGGUUUUUGUUUCUUGUGAAUCUUUGAAACAGGUGAAAAUUGGAUUUUAAAAAUGCUGCUCAGAGUUUAAGCACUGUUCACCGUUUGUUUUUUUUUUUUUUGGGUUGUUUCUUUCUGCUUCAUAAUCAGCAUCUCAUUUGACUUUUAUCCCCGUUUUACUCAUCCCUCUCUACAUCCAACACUGCACUGUGAGCUACCGAUGAUCAGUGUCCCUCUCACAGCAGGAAAUGUCAACAACCUGUGGGUGUGUGAAGAUGUAAAAUCCUGGGCUUAAAGCUGACAGCUCCUUUCUAGAAAAUCUGGAUAUUUCUCAGUGAACUUUGGUUAAAAACUGAAAACGAAAAGCCUUGUGCUAAUAAUACUGCUUUGUUGUGUUUUAGCUUUUGUAGCUAAAUGUGUUGUGAUACUGGUGGCUUGUUCAUAGCACUGUUUAGGUUUGGAAGACUGAGGCUUGAAAAGACAGAAACUUCACCAGUUACUUGUCUCAUUUACUCACUGGUUAUUAAUGGACAACCUCAGCAGCCUUCACAGUAGGUUACAGAUUUUACUUGCAAAGAUUAAAAAGCCAUUACGCAGUUAUGAUGGAUUUACACAUUUCUCGUGGCAACUGGGAGAACGAUGUUUGUCUCCUGUUGCACUGCACUGUGGAUCAUAAAUCUGCCCAUUUUUAAUGUAGCAUUACAGUACGUGGCGUCAUAUCAGCUCAAAAUGUGAAGUGGCACGGUUCUUCAUCGGGUCCAACUCAGCACAGAUUCUCAGUUCAUUCCUUCUAAAAUGAGACAUUUUUAAGUUCUUCUGUCGUGCUGUGAAGGAAAUCCACCUCGUUUUAAAUCAAAUCCUUGUUUGGUUUCAGUAACGACUGAGCAAACAAUCAAAUUAAGGUGCUCUGACUGUUGAGAUUCUCAUUACUCGCCCUUAAAAGCCCACUGGUUCAAUCGUUUUUGCUUCUCUCAGUAAAAUAUGUACCAGACGAGACUGUGGGUGAUCAAAAUGCAAUUUCAGUCUGACUUCAUAGACAGGAAAAUGUGUGUGUGUGUGUGUGUGUGUGUGUGUGUGUGUGUGUGUGUGUGUGUUUGCAAUGAGUCAGCCAGAUAUUAAUAAAGCUCCUAAACAAGAAAGGAUUCUGCAGCACUAGACGUGAAAACAAAUGUUGCACUGAUAUAUUUAAAAAAAAUCUAUGUGUUUAUGAUGUUGAUUUAUGAAAAGAGAGAGAGAGAGAGAAGGUAGAGGAGGACAGUGUUAUUGUUGCUUCUUUUUAACACGGUUUCAGAUGACAGUGUUAUAAUUCUGAAAUGUACAAUUUACAGAGAUGUUUUUCAUUCUCGAAAAAGCUUAUAUCGUCUCUUUGAAACGUAACAAUUUUAUUUACUUGGUAUAAUAUCACCUUGUGUUUUUGUACUGUCACUGAUGUACGUGCCAUUGUUUUAUUUUUAUUUUUUUCUUUGUAUGACAAGAAAAAAAAUGUUUUAUUUUCAAUACUGCUUCUGUAAUUUUUGCUGUCUCAGAUCCAGAGAAGAAAAAAAAACAAGAAAGGAAAUAAGAGAGUUUUAAAAAAAAAUGGGAAACUAGUGAGGCCUUAAGUGACUAAAAGUAUUGUUUGUACUUUGACUUUCUGGUCAGCACCCAGACUCAUCCGUCUCUGUUGUCUCAGAUUCUGAUCAUUGACUAUUACAUUCCAAAGAAUUGGAUCAAAUAAAUGUUUUAAGUAAAA